This is a messenger RNA of Marchantia polymorpha subsp. ruderalis, 1676 nucleotides long. Lineage: Eukaryota; Viridiplantae; Streptophyta; Marchantiopsida; Marchantiales; Marchantiaceae. The record is from the annotation of a GenBank genome assembly.
ACACAAGUCAUCCGUUUGAGACGACAGCAUUGCAGGACACACUCACGAAAUUGGAGAUCCAGUUCACAAUCGGGGAAAAUGUGCAAAUUGUCGCAGAGGUCGGAUCUCGAAUCUGAGUGCAUACACAUUCCAAGCUUUGCAGAAUCUGCAUUUGCGGAUCUGAGAUCAAAGUCUCAGAUUUUGAGCCUGUAGCAUGGCCAUACGUCACGACUUUUGGGAGAGAUAGGUUAUCAGAAACGGCCGUAGGUCGCAAACACGCUUCCAAUAGUGCUUGCAUCUACAUUCUUCGAAGCUUUCUCUCGACGAUCGACUUCAAAUCCGAACGGCAGACUCUAGACUCCAUUCCACUACUUCCAUGCAUGCAUCCACAGCUUUAAAAUCGCAAUCAAAAUUCUUUCCCACUCCUAACUGAUUUUCACAAUACAAACUCCACCAGUUCAAAUCUCGAUCCGAGCUUCGUUCUGAAGCUCGGCUUGACCUAAAAUUUAAUCGAGAAUUUCCAAAAUCGCUCCAAGAAAACGCCGGAGCAACGAGCCGCCGAAACAAUCCGGCGAUGGCAGGGAGACGCCCCGACUCAGCAUCCGGAAGGAAUUUCCUGCGAAGGGGAUCGCAGCAGCGAGAGCGGCUGGAGCGGGCGAGCGUGAGGCGGCCACAAACGCACGAGGACCUGCAGUGGAUGUGCGUCGACGAGGUGACGGGCAGAGUGGCGCAGAUGAGCGAGGACGACAAGCGCGCAGCCUUCGAGGGCAGCGACUACUUCAGCCGCCACUUCCCGCACCUGGACCCCAGGCGCGCGGGCGACCCGGCCACUCCGGCCGGGCCCGUCAUGUGGCUGCCGCGGGUCAUGAUCGUCAGUUUCAUCCGAAGCUGGCCCGCCGAGCGCCGGGACCGAUUCUUCCACGAAGCCCCGUGGAUGCGCCCGGACUUCCCCGAGUUCGAACCCGCGGGCGGCUGGCCCCCGCCCCUGGUCUACCCGCCUCCCGAUCCCGAUCCCGUGCAGGGCCCGCCGAACCUCUGGGAGCCCGACCGCGCCUACCGGCUCGGCGAUGUGAUGGACCCGGCCACCGGCGAGUUCGUCCCCUGUCCUCCGGCCAGUCCUCCUCCAGAGGCCCGACCGCGCGAUAUCGCGUGGCAACAGCUGUCCGAUCCGACGUGGUACCGACGUGACGAUUUCGAGCACGGCUGGCCUCCUCCCUCCUUCUGGCGUGCUGCCGGCGCUCGUCGGAGGAGGGAUCGCCGUGAAAAUGGGUACCUGCAAUGGGCCCGGCGUCAGCGGAGGACCGACCCCGACUGCAGACCGUACCCUCCCAGAGGACCGUGCGGGGAGGUCUGGGACGACAACUGGACUCCGGCGCAGGGACGGCAGAUACCGGCAUUCAGGGUCAUGUCUCCCCAGGGUUAUUGACCGUCGAGUGCAGGUCUCGGUGUUCCACGUCACUGCUGACAAGACGUUUGUGCUUGUUGGUUUGCAGAUUGGCGCGUGAGGUGGACACGGAAUGCUGGGGUGGCCAAUGCUAGUCGCACACACUAGUUCCUGGCACAAGAUGGACUUCAUUUGGCAUCAGCUGGCUGCAUAUAGAGGACGAGAAACAAAUUAACCACGAUACUCGAGCAGUCACAAACUUAAAUUCGGAGAAAUGACAAUAAUAUUUCUUUACAUGAAUAAUACAUAUAAC